This is a messenger RNA of Aphanomyces astaci, 420 nucleotides long. RefSeq lists its product as hypothetical. The transcript has 3 exons. Bases 1 to 420 code for a protein of 139 amino acids. The record is from RefSeq and is a predicted model, not a curated record. NCBI's taxonomy places the organism in Eukaryota, Oomycota, Saprolegniomycetes, Saprolegniales, Verrucalvaceae.
AUGCUGUCCUGCCAAGAAAUCGAGGUGCUUCUUAAGCAGCGGCGCACCAGCAAGCUUCGCCAGCGGCUGCGUCUACUUCGUUCCGAUUUGACGUCGCUGGCGUCCAACGCCUUGUGGUCGCCCGAAGUUGUUGUGACAUCGUCCCGCGAUCGCUGUUUUGCAUCGGAAGCUCUAUGUAUCACGCUCUACCGCAUGUCCUACCCUCGCCGCUACUACGACAUCAUGGCGACGUUUGGCCGACUCGUGAUGUACUCCGCUGUCGUCAAGACCAAGGGAUCAUACAUGGACAACAUCUUUGGGUUUAUUGAUGGCAGCAAGUUUGAAAUAUGCCGCAUCACUCAGAAGCGCGACCGUUUUGCAUCAAAUUUUGCCGACCUGCAGCGGUUGAUCUACAGCGGCCACAAGCGCAGACCUGCCUGA